Molecule: messenger RNA, 198 nt
Organism: Penicillium cataractarum
Lineage: Eukaryota; Fungi; Ascomycota; Eurotiomycetes; Eurotiales; Aspergillaceae
Exons: 1
Coding region: 1-198 (65 amino acids)
Source: RefSeq, a predicted model, not a curated record
AUGAAUGUCUUCGCCACUGCUGGCUGGUCAUCUUUACAGCUGGAGAUUACGAAGUUCUCUCAGCUUAUGGCUCUUCUGGAUACGAAGGUCACUGCACAACAACUGCAUCACCUCCAAGUGGUUUCCGUGGAUGGCCCACCACAAUGGGCGCCUUCCGAGGUCGUCGAUGUGGCUGGGAUCUAUAUGAGGAUGGCUUAG